This is a messenger RNA of Harpegnathos saltator (Jerdon's jumping ant), 3034 nucleotides long. RefSeq lists its product as uncharacterized. Gene Ontology annotation, molecular function: ligand-gated monoatomic ion channel activity. Gene Ontology annotation, cellular component: membrane. The coding region runs from base 626 to 2641 and encodes 671 amino acids. Lineage: Eukaryota; Metazoa; Arthropoda; Insecta; Hymenoptera; Formicidae. The transcript has 12 exons. The record is from RefSeq and is a predicted model, not a curated record.
CAACGAUCGCCGAGGGGAAUUUCCGGGUUCUCGCGGCUUCGGAUUUCGGUGCUCCGGACGGUGCUCGUCGGCGCGACCCGAACGGCGAUCCCCGUCACGUCGCGCGCGCUCUUUGUUUCGCGUUACGUUGCGUAUCGACUAUCGAUGCGCCCGCGAACGGGAGAGAGGAGGUCUCAUUCGCGCCGCUCUCGAAAUUUCGACAUUUCUUCGAGUAGAGAUCCUUCUCGCUCGAGAUCUCGCUGACACUCGGCCGAAGGUGGAGAUCACUCGGUCACUCGGAAUUGCGAGACUGUGACUAUUCUGAUGACACGUUCGCGCAAGGUGUUCCUUCGACGAGACGAGACUUUAUCUGAUCUUAUCUGAUAAUAGUAGAUCUUAUCUGAUAACUUUUUGCCUUCUUUCUUCCUCGUUCGGUCUCUAUUCCACUUCCCCGAGUGGAAUUUCACUCGGCCAAGUUUCGGGAGCAAGAGUGAUCGGCGAGAAAAAUCACGUUCCACUCCGAGAGACGUUAAGCGCGCGGGAGAUUCGCGAACUCGCGGCUUUUGAAUGGAGAAACUUGCGAGUAGUAACGGACAGGCAGGUUAUUAGCCGGGGCACGCGAGUAGCGUAGAGAUGAAAGCGCAUCAUGAGAGCUGACUCGGUAUUCGGUAUUUCGUUGCUCGUCAUCGGCCAAGUGUUGGCCGGCAAGGAGCACAUCAUGACGAUCGCGAGAAUGGAGUCCUGGAUAUCGCCGGGGGACUUUACGACGAUGAUCGACAAGUCUUUUCGUUACUCCAAGUGCUGCAACAUUUAUCUGAGCAAAGCGAUCCACAGCGUGGAGAUGUUGUUCAAUCAAUUUAGAGAGACGUAUCGGUACGAUUACCUGCUGCGCAAAAGGAUUUACGAGUGCCAGGGUUACUUCUUACUGAGCCCGACGGACACAGAGAUAGAGGAAGCGAUGGACAAAGUACCCUCGACCAUUUCGACCACGGAGAUCCUCAUUAUCGUGGAUGGUGAACUGAAGAACGACUCGAGGAUCUUCAACGUCGCUCUGUAUGGAAGUGCCAACGCGAACAUCGUGUCGCGAUCCGGCAUUUGGACCUUGUCGGAGAAUUACUUGGAGCCCCGACUGUUCGUGAAAGUCGACAGUUACAAGGAGCUGAAAAAUGAAUUCGACAUGAUUAAUAUGAAGGGCAGAGAGCUGCGAGUGUGUUCGUUUUAUCGGCCGCCCGUUUCUUAUCUUAAAACGGCGACGAAGAAAGUAAUAAACGGUACUGAGGAGGAGAUAUUUCUAGUGAAUAACGACAUGGAGAAAGACGGGAUAGAGGUUAAGAUAUUUCUGCUCCUUGCGGAAAAAUUGAACUUCACUUGGACAAUACGAAAGCCAGGAGGGAGCUACAGGUACGGCCGACGGAACGGAACGCAAUGGCACGGUGGCGUAAUUGAACUUUUGCGAGAGAGAAAGAUCGACAUGGCAUUCGCGAGCAUCUGGCUAUCGGAGGAUCACAACGCUUUCGCAAACUUGUCGGAGCCCUGGUUUCAAUUGUUCAUACGUUUCCUGGUGCCGCGGCCACAGCCGAUCACGAGUUUCUGGGCGCUCACGAGGCCUUUCCCGCUGGAAGUCUGGAUACUUCUCGUGCUUGUGCUGCUGCUCAACAGCGCUUACAUGUGCACGCGCGCCAGGAUCGAUCCGCAUUUUCCGAAACGUUUCCGCAGCUUUCUGUCCACGAUCACGGAAUUAAUGGGCCGCCUGUUGGGCACAUGGGUGCCCAUGAACACUGCGAACGCCCGACUCGAGCUGCACUUAUGGCAGACGGUAGGAGUCGUUCUGGUGACCGCUUACUGCAGCAGCCUCGCGGCGCGACUCGCCAGCUGGGAGUACGAAGUCAGGGUCGACACGGUGCGUCAGUUCCUCGAGGCGAAUCUAUCGUGGGGCCGGAAAGGGCAGGUGCCGCCUUAUCACGACUACUUCGACAUGGACGAUCCUUACUCGAGCCAAUUGCCGUCAAGGUACAUUCAAGUGGCGGACGAUCAGACAACGCAUCGGUUGAUCGUCAGGGGCAAGUACGCGAUCAUCGGUAACAUCUUGGGCUCGAUCUUCUUUCCGGAAGAUGAUAUCAGGAGCGAGGAUCUCAAAGGUUACAGGGUCAUGAAGCAAACUGUGGGAAAGUUUUACUCAUCGUUCGCCGUCCAACCGUGGCUGCUGCGGCCCGUCAACAUGAUAAUACUGUGGCUGAAGGAGACGGGCAUCACGAACUUCCACCUGGUCGAUGUCAUCCGUCGUAGGGCGAGCUACAACCUGCGCGAGGUUCACAAGGAGUACGACGGUCACGACGGGACCGCUCGGGUUCUCGGAUUGAUGCCGUUAGGCGCCGGAUUCAGCACGCUCGUCAUGGGCCUGCUUAUAUCGACGAUGGUGUUUCUCUAUGAGCUGAGACACGCCGCGGGCAAGCGACCGAUCCGCGAGGUUCUACGAGAGAUGCGAGAAAAGCGCGCGGCCUACAGUAUGAUCAGCAUGAGAGACAGAGUCCCGAAAAAGAAUCGAGCUCGUGUGACUCGAUUCGAGAUCGGGCAAGAGAUGCUCGGACUUUCCCUCGUUGAGCGAAUCCGCUCGACACCCUGCGGAUGUCGAUCUCGUGAGCGAACAAAUUCCCGAAAGUAACCAAAAGUAAGUUCUUCGGAAGAAAGAACGUCCGGGAUUUUAACAGUAGAGAGAGGGGGAGAGAGAGAGAGAGAGAGAGAGAUGCUAUAUACUUAUUUGUAUUGUAUAUACAACAUAUUAUAUACAAUAUAUUAUAUAUAUUAUAAAUAUAUAUUGUACAAUAUAUUUUUCUUCUUGCGAUAUGCUAAUCUCCGAGGCUAUAGCGAGGUAAAAUCUGAAGUAAUCUGGAUGACGUCAUCCGUUGUUUAUGUAACGAAUGUAUUAAAAUGUUAUUUUUCAUAUAACGCUCAUGUAAAUAACGUUUUAUGUCAACGAGAUUCUUAUAUUUCAAACAUUAUGUGUAAAAGGAAAAAUCAUACUUAAUAUGUGUAUGUGUUUCAAAGAUUACACAGC